Molecule: messenger RNA, 717 nt
Organism: Suillus bovinus
Lineage: Eukaryota; Fungi; Basidiomycota; Agaricomycetes; Boletales; Suillaceae
Product: ribosomal L27 protein-domain-containing protein
Exons: 4
Coding region: 66-512 (148 amino acids)
Biological process (GO): translation
Cellular component (GO): mitochondrial large ribosomal subunit; ribosome
Molecular function (GO): structural constituent of ribosome
Source: RefSeq, a predicted model, not a curated record
ACUCUUAACCAACAUUAUCAUCCAUCGGGCUUAAGCUUCACUCUCGUCCGAGGCUCAGUCACGAUAUGUCCUUUUCUUUUCUUGCUCGGUGCUGUGAAACAGUAAAAAGUCCAUUCUCUUUACUUGGUUCCGUGCGGACUGCCACCAAACGUGCUGGAGGAACAGUUCGAAACCAUGGAGGAUCGCCGGGUAAGCGUCUGGGUCUCAAGAAGUUUUCUGACCAGUACGUCAUUCCCGGCAACAUCAUAGUACGACAACGAGGAACGCAAUUCCACCCAGGACAGAAUGUCAGAAUGGGUCGCGACCAUACUAUUUAUGCUACCACCCCGGGCUUCGUACGAUUCUACAAACAAAAGUGGCUACGAGGAGACCGAAAGUUUAUUGGUGUAGUUCUGCAUCGCGGCGAGAAGCUUCCUAGGGAUGAAACUUCGCUAGGUCGCAGUCGAUACUUUGGCCUCGUCGACUUGAAUGCUUUUCCUAAGAGGGGCCCAUCAUCACAAACCGGUGCAUAAGUGGGUUUUGAUAUGCCUGCGGUUUCUUAAGAUGUCGGCUACACAACCGUCGUCGCAUUUCUACACCCGUUGCACUCAGCAUUGUGCAUCAGUGGUGGGCGGCGAUGCACAUUUUUUGCUUUCACAUAGCACAUGGUGAUAUUUUUAGUGCAUCUUUUAUAUAUAGAUGACAAUCUCAUAUGCAUUGCUAUUGCUGCGUUUGUCC